UUGAAAUUUUGAAUUUUGAAAUUUUUGCCAAUUUUGCGAAUGUUUUUCUGUUGCCGAGAAAUUUCCGUUUAAUUUUAUUAAAAAGUAAUUAAAUUGGGAUUAAUCACUUCCGUCACUCUUCCUCGUACACAUUUUGUCGAUAAAGAAUAAAUGUCACGUUGCUUCCUCCCGGGAUUUACUUGCAAAUCUGGAGGAAAAGAAAGAAACAAUGCUAGCCGCUUCUGAUCCUCAGCCUUUCACACCUUUUGGGAGAGGGCAAAUCAGCCGACAUGUAGGAAGUAGUACAAUACCCUUAGCUUACUUAUCGUACGCUUCUCCAUCUUUCCUAGAGCAAGAACUGAAUGAAAUCUCGUUGAAUUCAGAAGCCGAGAAUGAAAGCUGGCUGAUACGAGAAAAUUCAGAUGGCGUUGAAGAAGAGCUAUACGUCAAAGGAAAGGUUGUAAUUUGGAGUAAAGGAAAUUUUGGUAUCAGUAUAGCUAAUUUAGGAGAAGAGCAACCUGGUGGAAGAAUUCUUGUUCGUAGCUAUACGGCAGAAAAUCCGGUCAAACAAGCAUUAUGGUGUUCUUUUAUGAGCGACGAGUAUGCUUUCGAUACGAAAAAAUACAAGAAAAAUGAAGCUGAAGUGGAAGCGAUAUGUGCUAUUGACGAGAGAACGCUGAGUAUUUACAUGGCAGGCUGUGAAGAGUAUUUUACUCGAUUACCUUUCAAAGUAUCUUGUGCAUGGAGCACAAAAUUCGGAUUAAUUAUAGAGAGAGCAACGAUGAUAUCGAGCAAUAAAAUGAAUUUUUCUUCUCAGUUCUCUAGUUUUAAUUUUUUUCCUACAUUAUUUGCUUUGACACAUCCUCUGAACGAAAUGUCGCCAUUUUUGAUACUCAAGCAAGGAGGAAUCCUAUCUUUUAUGAGAGAACAGUAUAUGAAAGUAGUCUUCGUUGAUAAAUCAACGUCAGUGUGUAUGUUAUACGAUUAUAGAACCUGUUUGCAUAGUAUUUGGAAAAUUAGACAAACCACCGAAGAGGAAAGACAAAUGAUGAAUGUUAAUCAAGAGAGUGAACAAACGGGAAACACAACUACAGCAAAGCAAUUCUCUAAUUCAGUAAUGACCAGUGGCUCGAUUCCAUUCAGUAUUAAUAAUAAAUCAACUGCGAGUGCCAAUUUCACGGCAUUUUCUAGUCCUUUCGGAGGCAGCCGUUCCAACAGUCACAACAGUGCUGGCCAUAGAAAUUCACCGUACGCUUCAUGUAAAAUGGAUAGUCCGCUUCCUGCUGCUGCUCAUUCUAGCAGUUUUACUUCGUCGCCCAAUAAUGUCUCAGUGAAAAACGUGAAAUUUAGUCAACUUUUCAGUCCGCGACUCUCCGGGUCGCCGAAGAAUUCACCUUCGGUUGAUGCCCGUCUGGGCAACAGCCAAAGUGUCUCCCAGCAUUACGUUCCUAUGCCUGUACAACCUGAAUUAUGCUUAGAGUAUAUUUGGACGGAGAAUUCCGGCAAUCCUAGGGAAGGUGAAAUGGGUCCGGCUUCAUCGGUGUUCAUUAGCUGUGAUUUUGUAGGACAAAAGUAUCUUUGUUAUUUGAUUCCGGCUCGUGGACAGUUGUUUUGCGCCAGGAUGGAGAAAACUAACGAAGAUAAGCCUGAUAUUAUUUUAGGUUCUGUGACUGUGAUACCAGCUAGAGAUGCUGCUUAUUUGCCUAAUGUGAACGCUACAGUAAUUUUAGACGGAAAAGGACAAGUGUUGUUGUAUUCUGGUACGUCCCAAGUUGGACAAAUACUAUUCGGAAGUAUUUCUUCUUCGCAGUACUUAACUUCUUCAUAUUGUGGUACUACUUCUCAAUGUCCACUGACUCCUCCUAAGCCUGCCCGUAGCAGUAUGCUAUCAUCGACUCGAAUGGAAGACGACGUUCUUGACGAGCAGUUUCGCCAAAUAUCACCUGUGAAAAAACACGCUUUUGAUGAUCGAUUUAAUGCUAGUGAUUUAACUCAUGCCACUGGUGUCGGCUAUGUGGAAUCCCUUCAGGAUUCAAUCGGAGUUCAAGCCACUUUAAGAUAUACUGAUGGAUCUCGUUGUAGAGUAAGCUUUCCUGUCCUGUGCACUUCUUUGUUAGUUGAAAAAUGUUUGAAAACAUUUCGUGUAAUAUUACCUCGUGAAGUUGCUUUGAACUUCAUGAUCAUGUGGUACAGAUCUCGGAACGCUCCCGGUACCCAAGAUAUUUCUGCGGAACAAGAAUGGAAAUUAUUUUUAGAAGUUUUUUUACGCUUAUUAGGGUAUGAUAUCAAUAAUGUGCCAUUACUCCAAAAUGUAUACGGUAAUCAAUGCGAAAUCCCCACCGUUGCUAAAAAGAAGAAAGAAGCUGAUGUGGGAAGUGACUCGGAUUGGAAAUACGUUUUGGAAAGUACCUAUCAUAGAGAAAAUUUCAUCAAAAUUAAAAAUUUACUUACCUCGAAGGAAAAAGAACCCCGAGGAACGCUGCUGCAGAGCUCAUCCUAUGAAAUUUCAUCGAAUGCUUUGCUAUAUCCACAUUUUCGUUUAAUUUACUUUUCGUUGCAUUUAUUAUAUGAGGAAUUCAAAUUGAAUACGAUGGAAUACGAUACUCUAUCUACGUUAGUCCUUUUACUGAAUCAAUUGGCGUUGGAUUUGAAUUUAGAAAACUUUUUGCAUUAUUAUUGGAGAAAUCAUCCUCAGUUGAUUUCUAGACCUGAACCAGUGAAUCACGAUACGAUAAAAUAUCAAGGAAAAAAUUCGAACCGCGAAUAUUUUGAUAAACCUCCGAAUAUAUUUGAACAAGUGUUUCAAAUCAUGCAAAAUGAACAAGUAUCUCCUUAUCCAUUCAUUGUUCAUGUAAAUGACGUAUCUCACGAUAUAUUACAACUCUGUUCACUGAUGUUCUCGCCCGACUGUCCAUCUUACGAUAAUAUCAUUAAACCAGUCAGUGUGCCUCGAAAUAGAUCACCUUCGGAAUCAUUAAUAGCUCAAUAUUCCUCAUUUCCCAGUGAUUAUAGAACUAUUGAAAGAAUAGUGUCGCUUAUGGUGAAAGCUGGUUUCUCGCAGAAUAAAUUACAAAAUUUACCAGUCGGUGUAGCGUGGCCUUUAAUCGACCUAAUUCAUCGAUGUCGAGAAUGCCCGAGAGAAGAUUGGUCUAGCUCUGAAUACGAUUUAUUGGUCAGGGAAGAUUUGUCAUCGCAAGUGAGACAAACCAACGAUAUUAGUAAAUCAACUACAUUUAAAACAACUACGGUUCCAAUAAAUAACGCCUCGUGGGGUGAAAUUAAAUCCACCGAGACGAACGAUGGAAUGGAAGAUAUGGAGGAUGAGGUCAUGAGAUUAAUUUGGCCCAAAGAUAGACGUGUUCACCAAGUUAGAACUAUGUUACAAUCAUCGUUACCGGCGAUGAUCGAUAUUCAGCAUAGACCCGAAGUAACAGCUCACGAAUUUAUCGAAGAACAAGAGAAACAUUUGUUCGGAAUUUGCACACGAACCAUGGCUUUGCCCGUAGGAAGGGGAAUGUUCACUCUACGUACGGUUACUCCAUCUAUUACUGAACCAUUGAGUAUUCCUAAACUUUGCCUGAUAGGAAAAUCUGCCAGCAGUGGCACAUCCAUUGAUUUUUCUCAUAUCGAAGUUGUAACCAAUAUGAAUUUAUGGCCUUUAUUUCACAACGGUGUUGCAGCAGGAUUGCGAGUAUCAGCUAAUGCUGAAGUGGAUUCCACCUGGAUCUUGUUCAAUCGUCCCAAAAGUGGAACUGAAAUGUUACCGGAACACGCUGGUUUCUUGAUGGCUUUAGGAUUAAAUGGUCAUCUGAAGAAUUUAAAGCGUAUGAAUAUGUUUGAGUAUUUGAGCCGCCAUCAUGAAAUGACCAAUGUUGCUUUGCUAAUUGGACUUUCGGCUACAUUCAGAGGGACAAUGGAUACCUCGACUACCAAACUUCUGAGCUUACAUAUCGAAUGUAUGUUGCCUCCUACUAGUUUAGAAUUGGAUAUCGAUCAAAAUACACAAAUUGCUGCGUUACUUGGAAUCGGUUUAGUGUACCAGGGAUCAGCUCACAGACAUAUAGCCGAAGUAUUACUCUCUGAAAUGGGUCGACCGCCGGGUCCUGAAAUGGAGAACUGUGUCGAUAGAGAAUCGUAUACUUUAUCAGCUGGUCUCGCUCUCGGACUUGUACUACUUGGAAAAGGGUCCAAUUUAUCCGGAUUAACUGACUUGAAUAUUGCUGAUACUUUGCAUUAUUAUAUGAUCGGCGGGCAUAAACGACCCCUCACCGGACCUCUGAAAGAAAAGUAUAAAUCGCCAAGCUAUCAAAUCAGAGAAGGAGAUGUGGUCAACGUCGACGUAACGUCUCCAGGAGCUACUUUAGCUUUAGGAUUGAUGUUUUUCAACACCGGAAAUAAGGCUGUUGCUGAUUGGAUGAGAGCGCCGGAUACGCAAUACAUUCUCGAUAUCAUCUGUCCUGAUUUCAUUUUACUCAGAACGUUGGCACGUGGUCUUAUCCUUUGGGAAGAUAUAAUCCCUACCAUAGAAUGGGUCGAAAGUCACAUACCUGGUAGCAUUAGACCAUUUUGUUUGGUGAAACCAAAACCGAACUCUGUUCCUUCUAAUAUAGAUUUAGAAACGAUGAACCAAGCGUAUUGUAACAUCGUAGCCGGAGCUUGUAUGGCAAUCGGUUUAAGAUUCGCUGGAUCAGCGAAUAACACCGCUUUCGAAACGAUUCAUUAUUUCUGCAAAAUAUUCAUAUCUUUGUUUGGAAAAUCCAUAUCCGAAUUAGCGGGAAAAUCCACUAUCGAAAAUUGUCUAAACGUGACUUUGAUUUCAUUGUCAUUGAUUAUGGCUGGUACAGGAAACGUGGAAGUGUUGCGAAUUUGUCGUUGUUUAAGAUCUAGAGUUUGUCAAGCUUCCAACACCGUGGUCACGUACGGAUCGCAUUUAGCAACUCAUAUGGCUCUGGGAUUGUUGUUUUUCGGCGGAGGUCGUUACAGUUUAUCCACCAGUCCUGAAUCUAUUGCUGCUCUCAUUAUCGCGUUUUAUCCGAAAUUCCCUACUCAUAGUAACGAUAAUAGAUAUCAUUUACAAGCAUUCAGACAUUUGUACGUUUUAGCCGCCGAAUCCAGAUUACUUCUGCCGAGAGAUAUCGAUAACAAGAAUCCCGUAUAUGCGAAUGUCAAUAUGCAUUUUAUCGAUACUAAGUAUUAUAAAAAUCAACAAGUCAAGUUAAUGGCGCCGUGUUUGCUUCCGGAAUUGAAAUACUUGAACAAGAUCGAAAUUAAAGACGAUCGGUACUGGCCCACGGUAUUUAAACGGGGUAAAAAUUGGACUCAAUUAGAACAAAUGUUGGAAAAUUCAGUUUAUUUCGAUAUCAAACAAAGAUCAGGAUUCCUUCCUUAUAAAGAAGAUAAUAAUAACUAUUCAGUAGUCGCUUCGUCUCUUGUAGCUGCCGAUGAUUGUUUACCAUGGUCAGCAGAUAUCGAACACAUACGAAAAUUUACGUCGGAUCCCUGUAUAUUGGAAAUAAUGGAAAGCUUUUUCGAUUACAAAGAUAGUACGCCUAAUGAAGACGAAGUUAGAUUUAAUAGCAUGUUCCGUAGAAUUGUUUACGAGUGUAUUACCCAAGAUAAACUAUACAUAUUGUCGUUCUGGAUGAGCAUGAUAAAAGUUUUGCAGAAAAUUCGAAAGUUCCCGAAUGCGUAUUACGCCUGGCAAAUCAAACUAUUUUGCCAAACAGCUCUAAAUUGUAGUUUCAAAGAAGGUAUUCCAUAUGCCUCUAAAGCGUUGACAUCGCCUGAACUAGGUAUCGCUGUGAAACAUUAUCUUUUCAAGUUGAUGGAGAGUUGGGAAAAAGAGUAUGAUCUGAAUCUACAAAGUUGUUUCAAUCAAACAGAAGCUGAUCGUGAUGAUAAAAAUGAUAUAGAUCAGAUAAAAAGUAUUAUUCUUUCGAUUUACGAUGUUCCUGUGUCAUUCCAAUCUAAUUCUCAGUUGGAAGGUAUUUCUUUCUUCCAGAUACUUGCCCAGUUGAAUUUUAUUCCCGUUUAAGAAAACACCUGCCUACUGCCGCUCUGAAAAAGUUAUGCGAGAAGAAUUGAUCAAUUAUCGAUAUCGUUGAGACUGUUAUUUUGUAUUUUAUUUUUAUAAAAUUGUUUUUAUGUGUGUUUGAAAAUGUUCAAAAUGUUGGCAUAAUAAAUUGUUGUGAAAUUUA
Messenger RNA from Planococcus citri (citrus mealybug), 6176 nucleotides. RefSeq names its product shattered (gene shtd). Gene Ontology annotation, molecular function: molecular adaptor activity. Gene Ontology annotation, cellular component: anaphase-promoting complex. The transcript is spliced from 35 exons. The record is from RefSeq and is a predicted model, not a curated record. The coding region runs from base 209 to 6013 and encodes 1934 amino acids. Gene Ontology annotation, biological process: metaphase/anaphase transition of mitotic cell cycle; anaphase-promoting complex-dependent catabolic process; protein K11-linked ubiquitination. NCBI's taxonomy places the organism in Eukaryota, Metazoa, Arthropoda, Insecta, Hemiptera, Pseudococcidae.